AAGCCGAUUACCGCUGAUCUCCAUCGUGAUUCUGUUUUCACCGUCUGUUCCCUCAAUCUAUUUCUGUUUUGCGUCGCUGCCGGGACGAUAAGCUUUCUCGUUUUGAUACAUUUUCGCAGCACCCGGUAACUCCUGCAAACUUUGUAGCAUGCUGAAGUGUUUCCUGCAGGCUCUGCUUUUUCUGGGAAAGCCGACAUUCGAGCUGUAAUCUGGCAGUGAGCUACUGAGUGUGAUGUGAGCUGCACCGCGGACUAACUUUUCUGUACCAUGGUAAACCUGGAUUACCUUUCCCUGCUAACGGAGUUUUGAAGCGCGUUCUACCCACGGCAGUGAGCGCCUAGUGGGGAUGUGAUGUGAUGCCUCGGGUUACUGUUUGAAAGUUGGCACCUAAAAUAAAAACCAAAAUCCGGGUGGACAUAAAAUGCAGAAGGGCGUGCGGUACAACGAGGGCCACGCUCUGUUUCUGUCUGUGGUUGCCCGUAAAGAGGGCUCAAAGCGCGGCUUCUUGAGCAAGAAGACCACGGAGAACAGCCGCUGGACCGAGAAGUACUUCGCCCUCUACCAGAACGUGCUCUUCUACUUCGAGAACGACCAGAGCUCGAGACCCUCGGGCAUAUACCUGCUGGAGGGAUGCACGUGCGAGCGGGGACCUGCACCCAAAGUCUCCGCCAUCAGCAAGGAGCCGGUGGAGAAACAGCAGCACUACUUCCUGGUGGUUUUUGGCCACGAUGGACAGAAACCUCUGGAGCUGCGGACGGAGGAAGAGUCCGACUGCAACGAGUGGGUGGAGUCUGUGCAGCAGGCCAGUUACUCUGACAUCAUCAUCGAGCGUGAGAUCCUGAUGCAGAAGUACAUCCACCUGGUGCAGAUCAUGGAGACGGAGAAGAUCGCAGCCAAUCAGCUCCGCACUCAGCUGGAGGACCAGGACACGGAGAUCGAGAGGCUCAAAGCUGAGAUUGUUAUGAUGAACAAAACCAAGGAGAGGAUGCUGCCUUACCACAACAACCAAGAGGAGGAAGACCCAGAUAUUAAAAAGAUCAAAAAGGUUCAGAGCUUCAUGCGAGGCUGGCUGUGUCGGAGGAAGUGGAAGAUCAUCGUCCAGGACUACAUCUCCUCCCCUCACGCUGAGAGCAUGAGGAAGAGGAACCAGAUCGUCUUCAACAUGGUGGAGGCAGAGACAGAGUACGUCCACCAGCUCUCCAUCCUCGUCAACUGUUUCCUGCGGCCGCUCCGCAUGGCGGCCAGCUCCAAGAAACCUCCCAUCAACCACGAUAACGUCAGCACCAUCUUCCUAAACAGUGAGACCAUCAUGUUUUUGCACGAGAUCUUCCAUCAAGGUCUGAAUGCUCGGAUCGCCAACUGGCCCACUCUAGUUCUUGCGGACCUGUUUGACAUCCUGCUGCCAAUGCUGAACAUCUACCAGGAGUUUGUGCGUAACCACCAGUACAGCCUGCAGGUUCUGGCUAACUGUAAGCAGAACAGAGACUUCGACAAGCUGCUCAAACAGUACGAGUCCAACGCUGCCUGUGAGGGCCGCAUGCUGGAGACCUUCCUCACCUACCCCAUGUUCCAGAUUCCACGGUACAUCAUCACUCUUCAUGAGCUGCUGGCUCACACACCUCAUGAGCAUGUGGAGCGAAAGAGUCUGGAGUUUGCCAAAUCCAAACUGGAGGAGCUGUCGAAGAUGAUGCACGAUGAGGUGAGCGACACUGAGAACAUCAGGAAGAAUCUGGCCAUAGAGAGGAUGAUUGUAGAGGGCUGUGACAUCCUUUUAGACACCAGUCAGACUUUUGUCAGACAAGGCUCUCUCAUCCAGCUGCCGUCCAGCAGCGAGCGGGGGAUGCUCAGUAAAGUCCGCCUGGGCUCCCUCUCUCUGAGGAAGGAAGGAGAGCGCCAGUGUUUCCUCUUCACCAAACACUUCCUCAUCUGUACACGAACAUCUGGAGGAAAGCUUCACCUGCUGAAGCAAGGAGGCACGUUGUCUCUGAUAGAGUGCACCCUAAUUGAAGAACUAGAGGCCAAUGAUGAGGACUACAAUGCAGCAGGUCAAGGCUUCAACCACCUGGAGUUUAAGGUCGUGGUGGAGCCUCCUGACGGUCAGGCCUUCUCUGUCGUCCUCUUGGCUCCUUCACGCCAAGAAAAGGCCGCCUGGACCAGUGAUAUCAGCCAGUGUAUCGAUAAUAUCCGAUGUAACGGCCUGAUGACCAGCGUCUUUGAGGAGAACUCCAAAGUAUCCGUGCCGCACAUGAUCAAAUCCGAUGCCCGUCUGCAUAAAGACGACAUCGACAUCUGCUUCAGUAAGACCCUGAACUCCUGUAAGGUCCCUCAGAUCCGGUAUGCCAGUGUGGAGCGGCUGCUGGAGCGACUCACUGACCUGCGCUUCCUCUCCAUCGACUUCCUGAACACCUUCCUCCACACCUACAGGAUCUUCACCACGGCGGCCGUCGUCAUCGACAAGCUGGCCGACAUCUACAGGAAGCCGUUCACCUCCAUUCCCGUCAGGAUCGAGCGGCUUUCAUGUGACCGUCUGUCCAUCAUGUCCCUCUGUCCUGACUACAGUCUGAAGAUCACACAGCUGGCCCUGGACCAGUCCAAGUCUCUGGAGCUCUUCUUCGCCACCAACCAGGGCUCAUGGGGGACGGACCCUCUGAACAACAAAUCCCCGAGGCUGAUCCGCAAGUUUUCCUCUCCUCCGCCCCUCAUCCUCUCCUCCCGCACCUCCUCCCCCGUCCACUGCCGCAAGCUCUCCCUCAAUUGCCCCAUCAGUGGAAAACCAGGAGUCUUGGAUGUGUCCCCCACCUCUUCUGCAGCCAACUCCCCCACCUUCAGUCACUGCCCCUCCAUCUCCUCCCCUCCUCCCAACUCACCCAGGCCUACCUCUGGCUUUUUCUCCUCUCUGCCCACCACCCCGCACUCUCCCAGCCUCCCCCAUGCCUCCGGAGUUUCCUCCCCGCCCCCCACCUCCACCAAGGCCCCCAUGGACUUCAGCCGCGGUCCCGGGUCCCCAGAGCCGAGCCCAGCUGUCGGGGAGGACGUCAGCGGAGAGCUGCCUCGCUUAGACGCCUUCUGUGGGAAGCUGAGGCGCAGCAUCCGCAGGGUUGUUCUGGAGUCAGUUUCUAUGGACAAGUUUCUCCCUGAAACACCGGCAAGCAGCGAGCCGGGCGACAUGUCUCCCUGCCGCUCGCCUUCAACACCGAGACACCUCCGCUUCAGACAGUCAGGAGUCACACCCGGGGAUAACUCGCGCUGCCCGUUGUCGCCAGCUUCAGCAUUUGCAAUCGCCACAGCUGCUGCGGGGCAUAGCAGCACCCAGAGUUUUAGUAAUUCUGACAAAGUCUGUGACAAGGAAUUCAUCAUCCGGAGAGCUGCGACCAACAGAGUUCUCAACGUGCUGCGACACUGGAUUUCCAAGCACUCUCAGGACUUUGAAAUGAACAUUGAGCUGAAGAUGGGGGUGAUCAAUCUGCUGGAGGAGGUGCUGCGAGACCCUGACCUGCUGCCUCAGGAGAGGAAAGCAACAUCAAACAUUUUAAGUGCACUUUCUCAAGAAGAACAAGAUGAUGCUCAGCUGAAGAUAGAGGACAUAUUACAGAUGAAAAGCUGUCCCCUACUACACUUCAUUGCGGCCGAGAGUCCUAAAGCGGAGUGUUUUGAGUCCCUCUCAGCCAUGGAGCUUGCAGAGCAGAUCACAAUGCUGGACCACAUCGUGUUCAGGAGUAUUCCCUACGAGGAGUUCCUCGGUCAGGGCUGGAUGAAGGUCGACAAAACCGAGAGGACGCCGUACAUCAUGAAGACCAGCCAGCAUUUUAAUGAUAUGAGUAACCUGGUGGCGUCUCAGAUCAUGGCCCACACUGACGUUGGCUCCCGAGCUAACUCCAUAGAGAAGUGGCUGGCAGUGGCCGAUAUCUGCCGCUGCCUCAACAACUACAACGGCGUGCUGGAGAUCACCUCGGCUCUGAACCGCAGCCCCAUCUACAGGCUGAAGAAGACCUGGGCCAAAGUCUGCAAACAGACAAAGGCGCUCAUGGACAGGCUGCAGAAGACUGUGUCAACGGAAGGACGGUUCAAGAAUCUCAGAGAGACACUGAAAAACUGUAACCCUCCAUGUGUCCCGUACCUGGGCAUGUACCUCACUGACCUGGCUUUCAUUGAGGAGGGAACACCCAACUUCACAGAGGAAGGCCUGGUUAACUUCUCCAAAAUGAGGAUGAUUUCUCAUAUUAUCCGGGAGAUUCGUCAGUUUCAGCAAGCACCUUACAGGAUAGAGCACCAGCUCAAGGUGACUCAGUUCCUCCUGGAUAAGACACUAGUGAUGGAUGAAGAUACCCUCUAUGAUCUCUCGCUGAAGAUCGAACCCCGAGUACCCCCUGGCUAACUUCAUUACACACAAACAUAUUCACUUAGACAAAAUAUACAUCCAUCUUUACAAUAUUAACUAUAAUUAAACACAACUUGAGUUUCUUUCUUAAUGGCAGGGGUCGUUUCAUAAAACACCCCGAGUUAUUGUGCUAAGGAAACUCGGGAGAAAAUGUGCCUUGUUGUGUAAAUAUCUGAUGUGUAUAUUUCGUAAACAGAAUGAACUGUAUAACAUACACAACUCUGCCAUACAAUCGUACUGUUAUGACGGUAGAAACAACUACUUAAACAUGGCACUAGAAAUUAACAUGUUGCUGCUAUCACAUUGUAAAUACUAAACAACCUGCCUCUGUAGUCUUGCACAUAAACAUUGUUAGAUGAUUUUUAGAUGAUUUGUAUGAUAAUGGCCAGAUUAAUCUGCUCAGUCCCUGGGUAUCAUUUUGUGCAGCAUUUACACAGAAUACAUAAAAGUAACUUGAUGAUGUGUUCAAAGACACGUUGCUCACUGGGAGCAAACAGUCCCUUCUUUGGCCACUUGGGGCAGCAGAACAAGCUGGAAACAUGAUUAUGAAUUUUUACUUCGAGCUCUGUUUUGGUCUCCGCCAACUCUUUAAAGGAAUAUCAGUUAAAAAGCUUCACUUUCCCAACAAGCUUUUCUUUAAAUGUGUGUGUUUGCUACACAGUGUUUUUAUAUAGAGAUUAACCAAAAAACAGUUGCCCUCUCCUGCAAGAAGCAAGGUCUAUGAGAGCUGUAAGACUCAACCAUAUUUGUGAAGUUGCGGGAUGUAGGUCUAAAAUCAAAACAAUGAGGUGUAACCCCUUUCACAUUACACAGUCAUUAAACCAUUGUUAAUAUAGUAUAUAGUUUGUAUUUGCUGAGAAUUGCCCUUAUCAAUAUGUUAAUAUUAAUAAUGCAAUAUUUCUCUGAUGCACACACUGUACACUAUCUAGUCAGCACCAAACAACAGACCAACAAAGUUAGCAGAAAGCUAUAAUUGAGUACAAAGAAUCAUUUGUAACUCACAAAAGUAUAGUGUUUUAAGGCAGCUUGCAUGUGGGGAUAAAAUACUACCGGGGGUCUCUGUGGGUGUCACACUACCUGCAGUACCAACUGUGGCCACCUCUGUGAUAUUUGCCUCUCAGGCCAGAUCUGAUCACAGUGAGAGCUGAUUUCAGAUCAAGGCCCCCACUGUAUCAUGUCAGUUUAUAUUAAGCUUUAAUAUUGCGUAUACCAAAAUGAUUAGUAAUUAAAUUGCCAGAGACCAAAACCCCCCGUAAACCUCAGUUAUUAGAGGCUCGAGGUGCACCGCUCUGGGGAAUUUCCACUUGACCUGGUUGGUAGGUCAGCUUUCUGCAUAUGUCUGGGUCCCACGUGGUUUCCUAAACAGCUGGAGUACAGUUGAAAUAUGUGUAUCUUAAACGUACUGUCUCGCCUGUAUCUUGGUGACGUUGAGCUCACAGGGGAUGACGGAGCAUUUUCUUAUCAUUGCUCAUCCGUUAAGGUUUAUAUUGAUGCAGUUGCCACUUUAUUGCAUUUGCAUGUUACAGCAAAACUCUUUGUAGUUUACACACAUUCCAAAUCUGCAAAUGUACUGCAAAUGUCAUAUUUAUUCAUAUGUUUGACAAUCAAAACCUGUUUCAAAUCAUAUUUCUUCAGUUUUGUAAUAUAGUGAUUUUGUGCACAAAUCUUUCUGAUUUUGAAUAAUCACAUUCCUGCUCUUGUCACCAGUAUCAGCCUGAAAGGUUUCUUACAUGAUACAAAGCCCCUACAGCUACAUUUUUAUUUUAUGUGUACCAUUUUCUUUUUAUAAUUCCAUUUCCAAUGUGAUCUUUAAAUCAUAUUCAUAUUUUAAACCUUGUGGACUGUUUUAGUAAAAUAGUUAUAGCUUUGCACUAUGGAUUUCUUAUGAAUGUCAAUAGACUCUAAACUUGUUUAUAGCAUGAUUAUAGCACGAUGUCCUUUGUGUCCUUGGGAUUACUGUUAUCCUUAUUGUUGACUUUUACUGAGUUUUAGAUUUAUUCAUUUAUUUUGGCUAUUUUCUGAUGUCAGGAAUCUUCAAAAUAUUCGCUGCGUUAGUAUUGCUUUCUUACAUUACUGUAUACUUUAAAUUCAAACUUUGCUGUUGUAUAUUUCCAUGCAUUUCUCAGUUUGAUGUACAGAUAUUUACACACAAUAAAAGCAAAAAAAGUGAA
Molecule: messenger RNA, 6549 nt
Organism: Gymnodraco acuticeps
Lineage: Eukaryota; Metazoa; Chordata; Actinopteri; Perciformes; Bathydraconidae
Gene: rasgrf2a
Product: Ras protein-specific guanine nucleotide-releasing factor 2a
Exons: 29
Coding region: 422-4375 (1317 amino acids)
Biological process (GO): Ras protein signal transduction; positive regulation of GTPase activity
Cellular component (GO): plasma membrane
Molecular function (GO): guanyl-nucleotide exchange factor activity; protein binding
Source: RefSeq, a predicted model, not a curated record